Messenger RNA from Torulaspora globosa, 861 nucleotides. RefSeq lists its product as uncharacterized. The record is from RefSeq and is a predicted model, not a curated record. Gene Ontology annotation, cellular component: membrane. Bases 1 to 861 code for a protein of 286 amino acids. NCBI's taxonomy places the organism in Eukaryota, Fungi, Ascomycota, Saccharomycetes, Saccharomycetales, Saccharomycetaceae. Gene Ontology annotation, molecular function: palmitoyl-(protein) hydrolase activity. The transcript has a single exon.
AUGCUCUGGGGUGCUGUGAAGAUGCUGCUGGAGGGAGCAGCUGCGGUAACGUCGGCGUCGUUGGUUGCGUUGUAUUUCAUGCAGAACCGGUUGAUCUAUCCGUCGUGGGCGCAGGGAGCUCGGGAUUUUGUGGAUACUCCUGACAGCUACGGCCUGCCCUACGAGCUGGUGACGCUGACCACGGGCGACGGGGUGCGGAUCCAGGCGUACGACAUGCGGAACACGAGAAGCGACUCGGGCUCGACGGUGGUGGUUCUGUGUCCCAAUGCGGGCAAUAUUGGGUAUUUCAUCUCGAUCGCGGAGAUUUUCUAUCGCCAGUUGGGGAUGAGCGUGUUUAUCUAUUCGUACCGAGGUUACGGACACUCCGAAGGGACGCCCUCCGAGAAAGGGCUGAAGCUGGACGCUGACUGUGUGAUGGAGCAUCUCUCCAGAGAGCCGUUCCACAAGGCUAGGAAAUUGGUGCUGUAUGGCAGGUCGUUGGGGGGCGCCAAUGCGAUCUAUAUCGCGGCGAAGUUUCCGAGCCUUUGUGACGCUGUCAUCUUGGAAAACACUUUCUUGAGCAUCCCGAAGGUGAUACCGUACGCGUUUCCAGCGUUGAGAUAUUUCAGUGGGAUGUGCCACGAGAUUUGGAACUCGGAGGAGCAGAUCAAAGGCUGCGAUUCUACGCUGCCGUUCCUGUUCCUGAGCGGACUGCGGGACGAGAUAGUGCCACCAUCUCACAUGAGCAAACUGUAUGAGGCGUGCCCGAGCCAUAAUAAGCAGGUCUUUCAAUUUCCGCUGGGCUACCACAACGAUACGAUCAUCCAGGAGGGCUACUGGUCUGUGGUGCGGAGCUUUUUAGAGCAGUUCGCGCUUAUCUAA